UUCUUUUUUUUUUUUUCGAGGCAGAGCUGGGCUGGUGGCUGUUUCAAUCAAAGGGGGAGAAAAAGGCAGAGAGGGAAGGGAGGCUCUGCGGAGAGAUGUAAGAUGGCAGAGCUACAAAUGUUGUUAGAGGAAGAGAUUCCGGCCGGUAAAAGAGCGCUGGUGGAGAGUUACCAGAACCUGACCAGAGUCGCCGACUACUGCGAGAACAAUUAUGUCCAGGCCCAGGACAAGAGGAAAGCUCUGGAGGAGACCAAAGCCUACACCACCCAGUCCCUGGCCAGCGUGGCCUACCAGAUCAAUGCCUUAGCCAACAAUGUACUGCAGCUGCUGGACAUCCAGGCCUCGCAGCUGCGGCGCAUGGAGUCCUCCAUCAACCACAUCUCUCAGACGGUGGACAUCCAUAAAGAGAAGGUGGCCAGGCGGGAGAUCGGGAUCCUGACCACGAACAAGAACACGUCGAGGACCCAUAAGAUCAUAGCGCCGGCCAACAUGGAGCGGCCGGUCAGGUACAUCAGGAAGCCCAUUGACUACACUGUGCUGGAUGAUGUCGGUCACGGUGUUAAGUGGCUAAAAGCCAAGCAACAUGGAAACAAUCAGGCAAUCAGAGGAGGAACACUAUCGAGGACCAAUCCGCCGACGCAGAAGCCGCCCAGCCCUCCGAUGUCAGGGCGUGGCACGCUGGGCCGUAACACAUCCUAUAAGACUCUGGAGCCGGUGAAGCCGCCCACAGUUCCCAACGACUAUAUGACCAGCCCCGCCCGACUAGGAAACCAGCACGGCCAGCAGCACAGCCCCGGACGCACGGCGUCGCUCAACCAGAGGCAACGCACACACAGUGGAAGCAGCGGGGGUAGCAGCAGCAGGGAGAACAGCGGCAGCAGUGGAAUUGGCAUUCCCAUCGCCGUGCCUACACCCUCCAUCCCCAACUCUGGACCAGCGGUGGCCCCUGGGCCUGGUCUGGGCCCCGCUCCAAUGUCCCAGUUUGGAACCAUCUCGCGGCAGAUUUCGCGGCACAACCCCUCCAACUCCUCUGUCUCUAUGGUUUCGGCCACGGGCACCUACCGCCGGGCGCCGUCGGUCACUUCGCAGUUCUCCUUGCAGCAGCAGCAACAACUACAGCAACAGCAGCAACAGCAGCAGCAACAGCAACAGCAGCAGCAGCAGCAGCAGCAGCCUCAUAUUAAUGGAGGCACCCCUGGCUAUGGCCAGAACUCAAUGUCUAUCGCUCCUCCUCCUCCCCCCAUGCCCCAGCUGACUCCACAGAUACCUCUGACUGGCUUUGUGGCCAGGAUGCAGGAGAGCAUUGCAGAUACUCCCACUCCACCUCCGCCACCUCCUCCGGACGACAUGCCCAUGUUUGACGAGUCCCCGCCGCCUCCGCCGCCUCCACCGGUGGACUACGAGGAGGAGGACGCUGCUGUCGUGCACUACAACGACCCCUACGCCGACGGGGACCCACAGUGGGCUCCCAAGAUCUACAUCGAGAAAGUGGUGGCCAUCUACGACUACACCAGGGACAAGGACGACGAGUUGACUUUCAUGGAGGGGGCGAUUAUUUACGUGGUCAAGAAGAACGACGACGGCUGGUUCGAGGGCGUGUGCAACGGCGUCACCGGCCUGUUCCCCGGCAACUACGUGGAGUCCAUCAUGCACUACGCCGACUGAAGGGACCUCGCAGUAAAAGUACAGUCUAUUUAUUCAGUCAUAUCAUAAUCCACUGAGAGACUGACAGCAGCAAUCUGACUCCUGAGACGCAUAGACAUAACUGUAUGAUUCCCCGACUCCCCCUUUUUUUUUUUGAUAUGACAGAAUGUUCUUUCCCUUAAUGAUUGCAAAUAAAAUGAAAAGUAAUAUCUAUUUAGUUUAUUUUGGUGUUAUAGGGAUGGGCUGGGAGACAUUUAUGGAAUAUGUACAAAAGAAAAAAAAAAAGUUUCUACAGAAUGGGUCUGCUCACGCGGGUUGAAACACCUCUGAAGGAUGCACGGCGACAUCUUGCCUGAACAAAAAAAUAAAAAAUUCGACGAUCGAGAGCUGAACAAGAAUAUUAGGUUUUGACGGAACAAAUAAAACGUUAAUGUCAUGUAUGCACCUUCAGUUGAAGUGUUUGUACUGUCGGUUGUAUAUAACGUGAGCCGCAGCCGCUCGGGCUUCUGUAAUGUAAAUUCAGUGAAUGUCAAUUAUAUGAUAGUUUUCAUUAGUGGCGCCCUCCUCAACUCGGAAACAAACGGCCUGUUGAUACUUUAUAAAAUUAAAUACUGUAAAUGGUAUUUCAAAGAAAACCGAUACUUCUGAAAAAUCAGUCUUGGCGUUAAAAGCAUGCAAAUUUUUCGAGAUAUAAUGUAAUCUUAAGUUUAUUGCCAUUAUGCUUCCAUUAUGUUGUAAAUGUAUUCACUUUUUUUUUUUGGUUUUGUUUUUUUAUUACACUGUUGAAAUCACUGAACUUUUUAAGCUCUCGAGUAAAUUACAGGCUUUCCCAUGGCCUCACCUUUUAAAAUGCCAAUUUGCAGUUAAAAAUCUAAAACACGAGGUUUCGCUUUCUUCAUGCAUUUAAAUCUGUCUGACGCAUAAGAACACACAUUCCAUUUUGGCUUGUUUAUCUUAGCAUUUUAAGAUUAUGUCACAUCACUGUUGAUUUCUUUCUCUCUCUUUUUUUUUCUUCUCCAAACUAAUCCACACGAAUCUGUAGGAUCCAUUGGCAAUAAUGGACAAUAGUUCUGGUAGGUGUGCAGCGAUGAUUAGACUGGAAUUGUCCUGCCCGACACUGCCAUGUGACAAUUCAGCUGUAAUAAUGUAGACCAAUAAACAACUCUAAUACCUCCUCAGUCUUCUCAAAGCAACAACGACCUGCUCUGGGUUCAAGGACCAUGUUGAAUGCUAGGAAACAUGUAAUCCUCUGGGGCUGCACGGGUGUACAUAAUAACUCACGUAGAAUCAGCCGGUCAAUAUUUUAGGUGUCGCUCAGGUCAAGGAAUCAUUUUUAUAACAUUGUAUUUUUUUGUGUGUUGGCACUCAAACGUACAUCUAACAUGAUUAAUUUUUGACCUUAAAAGAUGCAGAGUUAAGACAUCCUCUGCAGUGGCCACCAUUUACCAUUGCAGUAUACCGCAGCCAAUGCCUUCAGAUUUGGUCCAGCUUCUUUGAUUUACCCCCCCUCCCUCCCCCCUUCUCCUACCCCGACAAAAUGUGUUCUGGCUCAAUUUAGUGGGUAGAAAUAUUGAAAUCUAUUUCUCUCUGCCCUUCAUUUGUACAUAUAAUAUGUUGAUUGAAAAAAUUAAUGUACAGUCUUUUAUAAUAAACAAUUCUAUGUACAACA
Messenger RNA from Stegastes partitus (bicolor damselfish), 3313 nucleotides. It is a transcript of the gene abi1a, whose product is annotated as abl-interactor 1a. The record is from RefSeq and is a predicted model, not a curated record. Lineage: Eukaryota; Metazoa; Chordata; Actinopteri; Pomacentridae. The transcript is spliced from 11 exons. Gene Ontology annotation, biological process: neuron migration. The coding region runs from base 103 to 1665 and encodes 520 amino acids. Gene Ontology annotation, cellular component: actin-based cell projection; SCAR complex; lamellipodium. Gene Ontology annotation, molecular function: signaling adaptor activity; SH3 domain binding.